GGUGAGGGGGAGCGAGCAGCGACUGUCGUCAGGUUGCGCAAUCAAUGCUGUCUGACACGAGGUACAGGUCUUCUUCCGCCCUGCGGAACCCCCCCCGGAGUGUGAUCUGGUUUGGAGACGGUCCGUCCACACCCUCUGCUACAUCAUUGAUUCAGCAGACCCUCUGAGGUUUUAGGUGGUAGAGCCGUGCCUUUAGGCUGGUGUGGAGUCAUCACCAUGGUCACCACGAAAUCCUCCAAGCACAAGAAGCUCAUGGAGGCGGGCGGGGUGUCGAAGCUCCACCUCGCGGUGUUUCAGGGCAAGCAGGAGAAGGCGCGGAAGCUCCUCCAGAAGGGAUGCCCCGACGUCAACCGGGGGGACAAGUUCGGCCAGACCCCGCUUCACAUAGCCUGCCACAGGGAAGGCCUCCUGGGCUGCCUCCAGCUCCUAGCGGCCCACGAGGCCAACCUCAAGGCUCUGGACGCUAACGGCAACACGGCGCUUCACUCGGCGGCGGGGUCGGGCGCGGCGGCGGCCGCGAAGUUCUUGCUUGGGCGCGGGUUGUCGGUUGCCGACAGGAACAAGGACGGGCACACCCCAAUGGACAUCUGUAUGCUACACUGCCCAGCGGAUAAGAAGAGAACCAUGCAGCUCCUGCUAGAAGGGGGCGUGAAGGUAGGGGAAGAGGACCGGGCAGCCGGGGGCGAUUCCGCCGCCGCCGCCGGCCCGCACGACAAGAAGAACAGAUAUGACGUCGGUGACAACACUGCUGCUGCUGCUGCUGCUACUGCUGCUGCUGCCGUCACAACUCCCGCGUUCGGGGGCGAGGUGACGAGAAGCGGCGGCGGUGGCGCAACCAACGUUCCCGAGACCGGCCCCAUGACGAAGGCCGUUGCGGGGCACGACGCGGGGGCCGGGGCAGUGGCGGCGGCCGACGUCGCCGUCCCUCAUACUCCUUCCACCGGCGGCGGCGGCGGCGGCGGCGGUGGCGGCGACAGCGAUAGCGUGUUCGUAGCGACGUCGUCUUCUCCGUUGCCGUCGUCGUCGUCGAUCGCGGAGCCCAGGAGUGCCAACCCCAGCGGCCGAGCCACCACCACCGGCGGUGGCGACGACCGCGUCGCCCCGACCACCCCCGCGAGGACCAAGAAGAGCACGCGCGGGGCCUUCUUGUCCGCCGUGUACCGGGGAGUCAGCGGCGGCGGCGGCGGCGGCGGCGGCGGCGGCGGCAGCUUGAGCUUCAGCAGCAGCAGCAGAGAGUCUCCCCCGCGUCGCGGCGGCGGCGGCGGCGGGGGGGGUGUCGAGGAGGCUAAGCAAAACACGAGCCUGCUCUUCACGCCGAGAAGGGGUUCCGCGAAGAUGGCGGCGCUUUCGAAGGACGGGGGGGUGGCGGCCGUGGCGGCCGCGGCAGCGAGGACGGGGGCGUCGACGCCGGCAAGAAGAGCGGCAGGAGCCGAGGAGAAGCCUGGAGUGGCGGCGGCUACCCCCAAGAAAAAACGGACAUCACUCCAAGAGCUUCACCUUGCCAUAUUCCAGGGCGACACGGCAAAGGUGGAGGAAGUGGUCGCACGGGGUGAUGCGCGAGCGCUGAGCGAGGCCGACAGGCACGGGCAAACGCCUCUUCACCUCGCGUGUUACAAGGGGUCGAGAGUGAUGACUCGCCUGCUAGUGGAGGGGGGAGCGAACCUGGAGGCGGUGGACGUGAACGGCAACGGGGUGGUCCACGCUGCGGUCUGCGACUCCCCCGCUGUCCUGGCCAUCCUCAUCGAUCACGGGGCGGACGUGACCGUGGCUAACUUCGACGGACUCACGCCACAGAGGCUUUGCGAGCAGUACUGCCCUCCCCGCUUGAAGGAGCGAAUGCUGCAGCUGCUGAAGGAGGGAGCCCUGGCGCAGGCCAAGGCCACCGCCCGAAAGAACCAGGUUGCAGAAGAGCAGGUCAACAUCGAGGCGGUCUACCACCAGCUGGCGAUGCUGCGGUCCAAGCUGGCGGCGACGGCGGCCGCCAACACGGACAUACCGGCUUCGGAGGCGGCGGAGGGCGCCCAGAUGGAGAACGCCCUGCUGACUCUCGUGGAGGCUAACGUUAGGGUCGUGGAGGGGCAGAGACACGCGUUGGAGAACAUGGAGAAGACGGUUGACAGGAUGGAGCGCAUGUUCCGAAGGCUACACAUGCGGCUCGAUUUGGUGCACCCGGGGGACGUUAGCUUCUCCUAAGAGAUGCAGCAAGCCCCCCGAUGCGAAAGAAUGAAAUGGCAUUUCCCCUAGAGCGAAAAUCGAGUCGACGAAGAUCGUCGGCUCGAAAAGGCGGGCGCCUUGUUUUCUUUAGCAGUGCUACUGUAGAAUGUCCCUGCCGUCCGUUGCCUUUUGUAUUUUUUUUUCUGCUGUCAUGUACGUCUUACCCUAGAUGUACAUGUUUUUGGGGGGGGCGGGUUCUGGUGGCUACGUAUGUGUUCCUGUCGUGUGGUACAGCGUUGUCGCCCAUUUGGCCUCUCCGGCGAGCGCACCGGUGGUAUUUUCAUCCCCCCCGUUUUUUUUUU
Ectocarpus sp. CCAP 1310/34 is the source of this 2516-nucleotide messenger RNA. NCBI's taxonomy places the organism in Eukaryota, Phaeophyceae, Ectocarpales, Ectocarpaceae. The record is from the annotation of a GenBank genome assembly.